Chondrus crispus (carragheen) is the source of this 1060-nucleotide messenger RNA. RefSeq lists its product as hypothetical. The transcript is spliced from 3 exons. The coding region runs from base 1 to 912 and encodes 303 amino acids. The record is from RefSeq and is a predicted model, not a curated record. Gene Ontology annotation, molecular function: sulfate transmembrane transporter activity; oxaloacetate transmembrane transporter activity; malate transmembrane transporter activity. Gene Ontology annotation, biological process: mitochondrial transport; oxaloacetate transport; succinate transmembrane transport. Lineage: Eukaryota; Rhodophyta; Florideophyceae; Gigartinales; Gigartinaceae. Gene Ontology annotation, cellular component: mitochondrial membrane.
AUGUCUACCGCCCCCGCCGCUCCGAGCGCUAAGCCGGCAGCGGCCUCGCAUGGCGCGCUCCCGUUCAUCCGAGGCGGGCUCGCCGGGGUGCUAUCGUGGCUAGUGAUCCACCCAGCGGACGUGGUGAAGGUGCGGAUGCAGCUCUCCAGCGACGGGCGCGGCACUCCGUACCGCGGGGUGGUGCACGCGGUGCAGACGAUAUCUCAGAAGGAGGGCGUGUCUGCGAUGUACUCGGGGCUUUCGGCGGCGCUAACACGGCAGGUGACGUAUACGACGAUGCGGCUCGGGCUGUACGCGACGCUGCGCGAGAGGGCGGCGGACGAGGAUGGAACGGUGUCCAUGGGGACAAAGUUCGCGGUGGGGACGGCGGCGGGCGGUAUCGCCAGCGCGAUUUCCACGCCCGUCGAGGUGGCUAUGGUGCGGAUGUACUCGGACGGGGCGGCGCCGGUGGCGCAGCGGAGGGGGUACAAACAUAUUGCCGACGCGCUGUUUAGGAUUGCGCGCGAGGAAGGGGUUCUGGGAUUGUGGGCUGGGGCGAGCCCGACGAUUGUGCGGAGCAUGGUGGCGAACUGCGUGCAGCUGGGGACGUACGACCAGGCAAAGGAGUUUUACAUGGGGAGCGGGUGGAUGCGGGAGGGGGUGGGGUUGCAUGUGGCGGCGUCGACGACGAGCGGGUUUAUGUACUCGCUGGCGACGCUGCCGAUCGACUCGGCCAAGACGAGGAUGCAGAACCAGCGGGGGAUGGAGGGCGGCGGGAGGAAGUACAGAAGCUUGGGGCAGACGAUGGCGGUGGUGGCCAGGGAGGAGGGGGUCGUGUCCCUGUGGAGAGGGUUCUUGCCGUACUUUUCGCGGUGCGCAGGUCACACGGUCGCGAUGUUCCUGGUGCUGGAGCAAGUCAAGAAAGUGCUCUAGCACGGUGCAACGAACCUGAGGUCCUUUGCGCGCGUCGCGCUGGUCCAAUGACCAGGUGGCACGUUCCAUCUUGCACACGUGUACACGAGCUUUGUGUGGGACCCAUCAACGAAAUAAAGACACGCGUGUGUGUGUUGCUCAAAUGAAA